AUGGAGCCCGGAGCGCGCCCCGCGGGCAGCCCCGCCGCGCUCUCCCGCGAGUACAAGCUGGUGAUGCUGGGGGCCGGCGGCGUGGGCAAGAGCGCCAUGACCAUGCAGUUCAUCAGCCACCGGUUCCCAGAAGAUCACGACCCCACCAUCGAAGAUGCUUAUAAAAUCCGGAUCCGGAUUGAUGAUGAGCCUGCCAAUCUGGAUAUUUUGGAUACGGCUGGACAGGCAGAGUUUACAGCCAUGCGAGAUCAGUACAUGAGGGCAGGAGAAGGGUUUAUCAUCUGUUACUCUAUCACCGAUCGUCGAAGUUUUCAUGAAGUGCGGGAAUUUAAACAGCUUAUUUAUCGAGUUCGACGUACUGAUGACACACCUGUGGUUCUUGUAGGAAACAAGUCUGAUCUAAAGCAGCUAAGACAGGUCACUAAAGAAGAAGGAUCGGCUCUGGCCCGAGAAUUCAGCUGUCCCUUCUUUGAGACAUCUGCUGCAUACCGAUACUACAUUGACGAUGUAUUCCACGCCCUUGUCCGGGAGAUACGUAGGAAAGAAAAGGAGGCCGUACUGGCCAUGGAGAAAAAAUCUAAACCCAAAAACAGUGUAUGGAAGAGGCUAAAAUCACCAUUCCGGAAGAAGAAGGAUUCAGUAACUUGA
Messenger RNA from Pipistrellus nathusii (Nathusius's pipistrelle), 648 nucleotides. Lineage: Eukaryota; Metazoa; Chordata; Mammalia; Chiroptera; Vespertilionidae. The record is from the annotation of a GenBank genome assembly.